UCAUUUCCUCAAUCCAAAGUUCACCCCUUGAUUUCACCUUCUCAUUAGCUUUUUUAUCGUUCAUUUCCUGACAUAUUUCUAUACAAACAGAUAAAAUAUGGUAAGAAUUCCUUCCUGUGACAAGUUAAACCUCAAAAGAGAUCUCUGGACUGCAGAGGAAGAUGCUAAAAUACUUGCAUAUGUGUCAAAACACGGCACGAGCAACUGGACCUCUGCUCCAAAGAAAGCAGGAUUAAGAAGAUGUGGAAAGAGCUGUAGACUUAGAUGGACCAAUUACUUAAGGCCUGAUCUUAAGCAUCAAAACUUCACAUCCCAAGAAGAGGAAUUGAUUAUCAGACUUCAUGCAGCAAUUGGUAGCAGAUGGGCUAUAAUAGCUCAGCAACUUCCUGGAAGAACAGAUAAUGAUGUGAAGAAUUACUGGAACACGAAACUGCGAAGAAAGCUUUCUGAAAUGGGAAUCGAUCCAGUUACUCACAAGCCAUUCUCCCAAAUAUUAGCUGAUUAUGGAAAUAUCGGUGGCCUCCCAAGAUCCACCAAGAGAAUUGGAUCUCUCAGUAGAGAAAUGAAAACUUCGGCCUAUAUGAAACCAGAACACCACUCAAACUCAGCUCAAGGACUUGUAGAUUUGUUGACGCCGUCGAUGUUAUUGCCAGAAACUGAACCUGUGAUGGACAAGUCCAUGAAUGACAAUGUCCACCAAUUAAACAACAACCAUCCUUUGAAUCUUUUGGCUCAGCUGCAAGCAAUGCAGCGGGUAACAGAAGCUUCACAUUGCACUUUUAAUGAACAAAUUCAACCUCAUUUCUAUACUCAAAGCUAUUUACCAUCUUCAUCCUCAUCUUCUUCCUCUACCACAACUGUUACUUGUAGAAAUACUUCCUCAACCUUUAGCUGGCAGGAUUUUCUUCUCGAAGAUGCGUUUUUACCGUCCGAGCCUCGAGAACACGAAAAUGUAGGUGAGUGUUCUUUGAAUCAAAAUGGUUGCCAAACAGAAAACGAGAUAUCAAAAGAAGAGCUGAACAAAGAGAUAUGUGAUUAUCAAUACAACAGAUUUGAAGCAAUGCAUUGCUUGGUUGAAAACAAUGAUAUUGAAGCUUCAUCAUCAUCUGCUGAAAACACAUUCAUAGAAACUUUGUUACAUCAAGAGGACAAGAUCAUUUUAUUUGACUUCCUUAAUCUUUUAGAGGAACCACUUUACUAAUAAUUGUCAAUUUUUUUCUUCUGUUUUUACCUUGAUCCCUAUGAUGAUGUUUGCAAUAAUCAUGUUCCAAUCAAAAAUUUAAAAAGAAAAAAUGGAGU
Cucumis sativus (cucumber) is the source of this 1299-nucleotide messenger RNA. Its product is annotated as transcription factor MYB35. NCBI's taxonomy places the organism in Eukaryota, Viridiplantae, Streptophyta, Magnoliopsida, Cucurbitales, Cucurbitaceae. The transcript is spliced from 3 exons. Bases 98 to 1201 code for a protein of 367 amino acids. The record is from RefSeq and is a predicted model, not a curated record.